This is a messenger RNA of Prosopis cineraria, 2799 nucleotides long. RefSeq names its product protein argonaute 4A-like. The transcript has 22 exons. Lineage: Eukaryota; Viridiplantae; Streptophyta; Magnoliopsida; Fabales; Fabaceae. Gene Ontology annotation, molecular function: RNA binding; protein binding. Gene Ontology annotation, biological process: regulatory ncRNA-mediated post-transcriptional gene silencing. Bases 1 to 2724 code for a protein of 907 amino acids. The record is from RefSeq and is a predicted model, not a curated record. Gene Ontology annotation, cellular component: cytoplasm.
AUGGCUUCUUCAAGUCCUAACAUGGGAACUGAUAAGCAUGGAUCACUGUCACCUCUUGGGCCUGCCAUAAGUCUCCAAGUUGAAUCAGAGAAAGCUUGCGUGCCUAAGAAGAAAACAUCCGAUGGAAAAUUCUUACCUACGGGCAGACGUGGUUAUGGAUCCAAGGGCCAAAAGAUUCAACUUCUGACUAACCAUUUUAAAGUUAAACUAACCAAUAAAGAUGGCGGCUUCUAUCACUACACUGUUGCUCUGUUUUAUGAAGAUGGACGCCCUGUGGAAGCUAAGGGGAUUGGGAGAAGAGUGAUAGACAAAGUUUAUGAGACCUAUGCUUCUGAGCUGCAAAGCAAGAACUUUGCUUAUGAUGGAGAAAAGUCCUUAUUCACUCUCAGUUCACUCCCACAUAACAAGCUUGAAUUCAAGGUUGUGCUAGAUGAAAUUUCAUCAAACAAGCUUGGAAAGAAUGGAAGCGCUGACAACAACACAGAGGGAACUGAUAAGAAGAGAAUGAGGCGUCCAUUUCAGUCCAAGACUUACAAGGUGGAGAUCAGUUAUGCUAAAAAAAUCCCAAUGCAAGCAAUUGUAGAUGCAUCGAGUGGUCUAGAAUCUGAUCAUCACCAAGAAUCAUUAAGGGUUCUGGACAUCAUAUUAAGGCAGCGUGCAGCAAAGCAGGGCUGUCUGCUUGUGCGCCAAUCAUUCUUCCAUAACAAAGUAGAAAAUUACAGAGACAUCGGAGGUGGUGUUCAAGGUUGUCGUGGUUUUCAUUCGAGUUUCCGAGCCACUCAAGGAGGUUUGUCCUUAAAUGUUGAUGUGUCAACAACAUUGCUUCUAAAACCUGGUCCAGUGUUGGACUUCCUCUGCAUGAAUCAAAAUGUUAACCAUCCUGGCUUAAUUGAUUGGACCAAGGCAAAAAGGAUGUUGAAAAACCUGAGAAUCAAGGCUAACAAUAUGGAGUACAAAAUCACUGGAUUGAGUGAAAGGCCCUGCAAAGAUCAAACAUUUUCCUUGAAGCAAGGAAGAGAAGCAAACGGUGAAGUCAAGUCAAUUGAAAUAACAGUUCGUGAAUAUUAUGAACGCCAUAAAAACAUCAGAUUGCUUCAUUCAGCUAAUUUGCCAUGCAUCAAUGUUGGCAAACCAAAGAAGCCUACUUAUUUUCCGUUAGAGCUCUGUACUUUGGUUUCAUUGCAACGCUACACUAAGGCCCUUACCAGCUUGCAAAGAGCUUCAGUUGUGGAAGUGUCAAGGCAAAAGCCCCAUGAACGAAUGACAUCUCUGACAAAUUCACUAAGAAACAGCGGAUAUAAUGACGACCCUAUGUUUCGUUCUUCUGGAAUUGAUAUUGGAUCUCAGUUUACAAGAGCUGAAGGUCGUGUUCUACUAGCUCCAAAGCUUAGAGUUGGAAAGGGGGAAGAAUUCUUGCCCAGAAAUGGGAGGUGGAAUUUCAACAAUAAGCAACUUUUUCAACCUGUGGUGCUUGCACGUUGGGCUAUAGUCAGCUUCUCAGCUCGUUGUAACAUACGCCAACUUAUUGAAGGCCUGAAAAGAUGUGCACAGAUGAAAGGGAUGACCUUGUACGAACCAGUUGGAGUGUUUCAAGAGGAUCAACGUAUGAGUCGUAAACCAGCCAAUGUCAGGGUUGAAGAAUUGUAUAAAAUUGUGAUGAAUCAAAUGCCUGGGUUGCCCCAAUUUCUAUUGUGCAUCCUACCAGAGAGGAAGAAUUCUGAUAUUUAUGGUCCUUGGAAAAGAAUAAAUCUUGCAAAAGAUGGAAAGGGAGAAGGGGUUGUUACACAAUGCAUUGCACCAACAAAAAUGAAUGACCAAUACUUCACCAAUGUUUUAUUGAAGAUUAAUGCCAAGCUUGGUGGGAUGAAUUCCUUUUUGGCAAUAGAGCAUUCACAAUCCAUACCUAUAGUUUCAAAAGUGCCUACCUUAAUUCUUGGUAUGGAUGUCUCACAUGGCUCUCCUGGUCGAUCAGAUGUGCCAUCUAUUGCUGCGGUUGUCAGCUCCCGGUAUUGGCCUCAAGUUUCCCGUUAUCGAGCAUCAGUUCGUGCUCAGACACCAAAACUAGAGAUAAUUGCUAAUUUGUUCAACCCUGUUUCUGAUACUGAGGACCAUGGCAUUUUUAAGGAGUUGUUGGAUGACUUUAUUAAUUCUUCAGGAAUGCGGCCUGAACAUAUUGUCAUAUUCAGGGAUGGAGUGAGUGAAUCACAAUUCAGUCAAGUAUUGAACAUUGAGUUGGAUCAAAUCAUUCAGGCUUGCAAAUGUUUUCAAGAAAGUUGGGAUCCAAAAUUUACUGUGAUCAUUGCCCAAAAAAAUCAUCAUACUAAAUUCUUCCAGCAGGUCAAUGCCAGAGAAAAUGUUCCACCAGGCACUGUUAUUGAUAAUACAGUUUGUCACUCUAAGAACAAUGAUUUCUAUAUGUGUGCUCAUGCUGGGAUGAUUGGAACAAGUCGGCCUACUCAUUACCACGUGCUAUGUGAUGAGAUUGGUUUCUCUGCUGACGAGUUGCAAGAAUUCGUGCAUUCUCUCUGUUAUGUGUAUCAGAGAAGCACCACAGCUAUAUCAGUUGUUGCUCCAAUCUGCUAUGCUCACUUAGCAGCAGCACAAGUGGCACAGUUCAUCAAGUUUGAUGAACUUUCAGAGUCGUCGUCUUCUUCAUCUAGUAAUCAAUUUCAUGAGUUACCUCGUCUUCAUGAUCGAGUCCGCAACUCAAUGUUCUUCUGUUAGAAAUUUUAAUGUCUGGCUCUUUAUUUUUUGGCUAAGUUAACAAGUAAUGGUGUUAACAAGUUACACGGAAGUUGU